AUGACAAGAAGUGAACGUUUUCGUUGCGUGCGAUGGCGACUUGGUUGGUUACCUCUUGUUUUUCUUGUUUACAUAUGCAUAACCGCCUUCAGAUACCCCAAAUCUAUUGAAGAUCCACUCUCUUAUCUCUUGAAUCUAUCACCAUCAACAUUCCAUACUAAGAAAGUGAAAAAAUUAAUUGAUGCCUGGCUCAUACACUGGCCUUCUAUAUGUGCAAUUCUGCUUGAGAUGAACUAUCUAGCUUCACUCCCAAAUCCCUGAACCCUCUGACCAUCAUCUUCUUUCAAUACAAUAACGAUUUUCUGAUAGUAAAUUAUCAUCACUUAUACAUAUA
This is a messenger RNA of Cokeromyces recurvatus, 334 nucleotides long. RefSeq lists its product as uncharacterized. NCBI's taxonomy places the organism in Eukaryota, Fungi, Mucoromycota, Mucoromycetes, Mucorales, Mucoraceae. The record is from RefSeq and is a predicted model, not a curated record. The transcript has 2 exons. The coding region runs from base 1 to 261 and encodes 86 amino acids.